Messenger RNA from Serinus canaria (Common canary), 1943 nucleotides. It is a transcript of the gene CFAP161, whose product is annotated as cilia and flagella associated protein 161. NCBI's taxonomy places the organism in Eukaryota, Metazoa, Chordata, Aves, Passeriformes, Fringillidae. The record is from RefSeq and is a predicted model, not a curated record. Gene Ontology annotation, biological process: cilium assembly. The coding region runs from base 26 to 910 and encodes 294 amino acids. The transcript has 7 exons. Gene Ontology annotation, cellular component: motile cilium.
ACGCGGGACGCGGCCCGGCCCGGCCAUGGCUUCCUACCGCCUGGGGGUCCGCAUCGGGAACUGGCUGGAGGACGAGAUCGCUCAGCAGGACCUCCUGAAGGAUUUUAUCCGUAAGAGAGAGAAAGGACAACUUUUUGUACAGAGAUUGGCCAGACUUAAAGAGAAUAUUUUCAAGAAGGUAGAGCUGUCAGUAUCCUCUGAUGGAUUUGUUCACUUUGGAGAUACCGUGUUGCUUGUGAACCCAGACAGCAAAUCCUCGGAGGAGAGGGACCCCGAACUGCGUGGUGAUGUCACUCUGGCUGUUGACAUGGAAGAAGUGUCCCUGUACUCAGAUGAGCCCCUGCAGAUCUCUCGUGGACUCAGUGCAGUCAAGAGGGUGGACCCCAUAGGUCGAAAUGCUUUCUGUAUUGUAAGUGUUGAUGGAAGUGCAGUGGGUGAACCACUUAGAUACGGGCAGAACUUUCUUCUUGGGACAAAAGGAGGGGUUUCUGACAAACUGUUUUAUCUGGCAAGUGACCACAAAACAUUUAGAGAUUUUGCUAAUAAAUCUCGCCUUCAGAAAGUAUUUCUGACAGCUGAGCUUUCCUAUUUGACUUUCUGGCAAGCAAAGUGCUUGGAUCCACAACUGCGUCUUGAACAUGAAGGAUUUCCAGUUCCUGCAGAAACUAAGAUUGUUAUUACUCAUUGCUACACCAAUCGCAACUUAGCUGUUCCAAGGACCUUCUGUGUGUGGUCUUAUUUUGGAAGAGAAUUUGAAGUCUUUUGUCACAAUUAUCUGGACUCUCGCAAAGUUGAAGAAGAUAAGAAUCACUGGGAGAUAAUUACAGGAAAUCCUGGUCCUGAAGAUGGCACAAUGCCUGAAAGACCCAAGGCUCUCCCAGAAGGGUAUGAGAAUAAAUUAGUUUCAUGAAAAGACAAAGGAUAUAAAAGCCCAAGACCAAAGCCUGAGAGAUGAGACUGAUUAUUGUUUCUUUCUCUUUAUAUUUUAGAGAUGUUUAUUUUAAAAAUGGAAAUUAAAGUCUGCCAUUAGUAAUAUUGCAUAAUCUCAUUAACUCAUCAAGGUUAUAGUGGGCAAAAAACUCUUAAAACUUGAUGAACCACAUGUAAAAAAUUGUAAAUGAGGAAAGGCUCCUUUUCCCAUUUUCACAUUCACCAAUGACAAAAGCUGUCAGAACCCAGGAAGCCUAAUAGAUUUCCAUUAAAUUACUGGCUCUCAGAGUAUAUUUAACCAAUUCUUCCAAAGCCAAACCAGUGUCACAAUUUUUAAAAGGGUGAGUGGACAGUUUCCAAAGCACUGAAAACCAAACACACACAAAGUUAUCAUGGGAUGCUUUGACAUUUAAAGUUCAUCUGAAAGAAAGUUGGUUGCUGAGUUUGUUCCACCCUCCAUCAAGCAAAACAUUGCAGAUUAUUAAAUUACAAGUUAGACUUUUUUAUUUUGAGAUUAUCUUCUAAUUCAUGGAUAUAAAUUGCACAUUUUCACAAUGGAUUGAUCUAAGUCUGUUUAUAUUUUGUAGAUAUUAAAGUUUAGUAGAUAAAGUUUUGUAGAUAAUUAAUUUUAAUAAGACUUAAACUGCAGGAAUGCACUGUAGUGUUUCUAAUUUGGCCAUUAGACUUUUCCUGGUAUUAGAUGCAGCUAUUUCAACUCUAAGUCUCUUAACUCUGGGUCAAAUGUUGGAAACAAGAAGAGGCUUUAAACCAAAAGCAUUUCUGAAAGGAAGCUUCGUGUAAACUCAUGUAGGAAUGAGGACUGGGUGGGCAGGGUGCCUGGGCUGGCUGAUGUUUUGGGUAGGAGUAUUUGUGUGUGUGAGUGGAAGGAAAGCAAUGCACCCUGUACAAAAACAAGUUUUGCAAAGACUUGGAGGAAAAACAAAGAAAUAAACAGAUACAGAAAUGAGUAAAAAAGCAGGUAAUGUUGGAAUUUGGUUCUGAUUAAAAGUGGC